This is a messenger RNA of Exophiala oligosperma, 2382 nucleotides long. RefSeq lists its product as uncharacterized. NCBI's taxonomy places the organism in Eukaryota, Fungi, Ascomycota, Eurotiomycetes, Chaetothyriales, Herpotrichiellaceae. Gene Ontology annotation, biological process: DNA-templated transcription. Gene Ontology annotation, cellular component: nucleus. Gene Ontology annotation, molecular function: zinc ion binding; DNA binding. The record is from RefSeq and is a predicted model, not a curated record. The transcript is spliced from 4 exons. Bases 484 to 2163 code for a protein of 559 amino acids.
GACCACUCGUCUCGUCGGCGUCCAACAAGUGUUAGCAGGAGCCCAGGAGCCUCGGCCACUCCGUCGGCAGCAGCAGCUCAAGCUGAGAAUGCACCACCUCGAGCUCGAACGGCCUCUUUUCAGCUGCUGCCCUCCAUCUCGGAAACCUUGAUUGUGGGCGACAACAAUGAAUGGCUGUUCGCAGAAGAUCUCCCGGCGGAGCCUGACCGACUGCAACUUCUCUUCAACGCCUACUUUGAUCAAACGCAGGCGAUCAACCAGUUUCUGCAUCGUCCCUCGUUCCUGCGUGCCUUUGCGGACGGAGGGCUCGUUGAAAAAUAUGGGUCGGCUCUCCUGCACAUCGUUUGCGCACUUGGUGCCAUACACUAUGCGGCAAAAGAGGCCCCGAUCACCUCGACGGACGACCAUCCGGGAAAGGCUUGGGUCGAAAAGGCUCGUGCAACAGUACUCGAUAAGAUCGGAGAGGUGAACAUUCCCAAUCUCAUGACUCUGGUCCUUCUUUGGCACUACAACCAUUGCCACGGAAACUCACAGAGCUCCAGCCUCAGCCUGAUGAUUGCGGCGUGCUGUUCUCGUGCCCUCCAGAUCCUGAGACUCGACGUGGUCUCACCCGGCGAUUCGGAGAUUCAAGGCCCUCCCGAGCGAGUCACUGAGGAGGAGUCGCGACGGCGACUGUUUUGGGCUUGCUGGUAUAUCGACAUCAAUGUCGCUGCCGGCGUGGACCGUCUAAUCACGACGUCGAGGAGGCUACCCGUCGUCCCACUCCCGCGAUGCGAGCACGACUACAUUUAUCAGAUCCCGACGCCGACGUGCAGGUUGGGCCCUGAUGCCUCGGCCGAAAGUGGCACGGCGAACGCGUGGGAACGACAAGGUCUGGAGGCGUGGAACCUGAGGAUCACCUACUUGAGAGGGCUGACUCUGCAGUGCGUCCGGGACGGAAACGCCUCCCCCUUGCCCUGGAACCGAGGCUCCCCCUUCCUCCAGCUGGUCGACCAGCUCCAGGAUUGGGCCAGGGUCCUUCCCGGCCAUCUCCAGCUCACCGAACAAAACAUGUUCGUCCACCACGACCAGCGUCGGCUUUCGUCCUUCAUGGGCAUGCACCUGGCCUUCCACGUCUGCCACUGCGACCUCUUCCGUGUCAUGAUGCCGGGAUACACUUUCCCCAUCGCCAACGCGCUGGAAGAUGCGCCCGCCGAUUUCGUGCGAUUCUUCCAACGGGACUGCAAAUACCACGCCGAGAUGAUCACCAAGGUGUUUCAGAUGGCACUGACGUACGGCAGGGACGUCCGUGGCGAGAUGCUGUGCCGCGUGUCGGCCUACGAAUCCAGCCGGAUCCAGAUGCUCGCCACCAAGCUGGAAGAGCCCACCGACCAUCAUUCUGGUUCCUCCGAACGGGAAGGGUUGCGGCGAGCGCGACAAAAUCUGGACGUCAACUUUUCCGUUCUCGAUCUGGUCGUGCCGGACCCCGAGCAAAAGGAAAAGUGUUUUCGGUCCCUAUUGCGCCUGGCUCACGACACCCCCCUGGCCGGCCAUGCCACCAGGUGGUUCUGUCAAGCGGACGGCAAUGGCGGCGGUGUCGGCGUCGAACCACACCACCACCAUACGGCGUCGGCAACGGCGAUGCACCUUGUCGGUGGUCCUGAUACCGCCGACUCUGGCAAUGGUCCUGACCACCCGGCUUCACAAGAGCAUCUCCACCCCCUAGCUUUGUUCCGUCUCGCUUGGACCGAAAUCACCAGUGCCACCUCACCUCCUGCGUCGAUCAUCACCAACAACACCACCACUACUCCGAGAUCUCAACCCGACUUGUCCAUUUCGGCGGCGACAAACACUCGCAACACUAAGAAGGCGAGACCGCCAACCUCUACGACGGUCAACUUGCAAGAAACGACCUUGCCAGUCUUUCCUCCACCUGCUACCACAACUACAACCACGACGCAAACCUCGCUGUCCGUGUCGGCAUCCGCCCGGGGUAGAAACGACGACAAUGACAACACACAGCAGCAGCUUACCUCGCCACCAGCACCAGCACCACCGCUCGGAGGGUUCGAACCUUCACAAGAACAACAACAACCAGUCCAAAUGUCGAUGCCAUUUUACCAGUGUCCAGUCGGUUUCACCGGUUUUGAUCCUUUUGAACCGUGGGAACUCUACGAAAUGUAACAGUGACCGCGAGUGUGUCUUUGCCGAACGCAAAGCAGGGGAGGGAGAGCUUUGACGACUUAUCUAUGGUCGAAGCCUCAAAGUAUUGUUUAUGAUGUUGAUGACGAUGGAGCCGAAUAUUGAUGGGUUGGUUAUCCAUCUGUACAACUCUUCUGAGUUAUGUAGAGGUUUAGAUGCUUUCGGUUCCUAUGGAGUAUGCUUCGCUAAACACAGUCAAUC